AUGACCGUUAAUAACGACCCGAGCUGCACACAGGACGGCGACGGAGCCAGGCUGGGGCGCCGGGGGGCAGUCAGCCUGUGGGGCUCAGUGCGCCGGGGGACCGCCGGCGGGGGUCUCACCCUGCCCCCCCCCCAGGUGGCGGUGUUUUUCGGGGGCCUGUCCAUCAAGAAGGACGAGGAGGUGCUGAAGAAGAACUGCCCCCACAUCGUGGUGGGGACGCCGGGCCGGAUCCUGGCCCUGGCGCGCAACAAGAGCCUCAACCUCAAACACAUCAAGCACUUCAUCCUGGACGAGUGCGACAAGAUGCUGGAGCAGCUCGAUAUGCGCCGGGACGUCCAGGAGAUCUUCCGCAUGACCCCGCACGAAAAGCAGGUCAUGAUGUUUAGCGCCACCCUGAGCAAGGAAAUCCGCCCCGUCUGCCGCAAAUUCAUGCAAGACCCCAUGGAGAUCUUCGUGGACGACGAGACGAAGCUGACGCUGCACGGCCUGCAGCAAUACUACGUCAAGCUGAAGGACAAUGAGAAGAACCGCAAGCUCUUCGACCUGCUCGAUGUGCUGGAGUUCAACCAGGUGGUGAUCUUCGUCAAGUCGGUGCAGCGCUGCAUCGCGCUGGCCCAGCUGCUGGUGGAGCAGAACUUCCCGGCCAUCGCCAUCCACCGGGGCAUGCCCCAGGAGGAGAGGCUGUCCCGCUACCAGCAGUUCAAGGAUUUCCAGCGCCGGAUCCUGGUGGCCACCAACCUCUUUGGGCGGGGGAUGGACAUCGAGCGGGUCAACAUCGCCUUCAACUACGACAUGCCCGAGGACUCGGACACCUACCUGCACCGGGUGGCGCGCGCCGGGCGGUUCGGCACCAAGGGCCUGGCCAUCACCUUUGUGUCGGAUGAGAACGACGCCAAGAUCCUGAACGACGUGCAGGAUCGCUUCGAGGUGAACAUCAGCGAGCUGCCCGACGAGAUAGACAUCUCCUCCUACAUUGAACAGACCCGAUAAGGGGCGUCCUCGACACUCCUCGUCCCGCGUCGUCAUCCUUCUUUUGGUGGUUUUAACCCCUCCCCCCCACACCCCGUUUCAUUUCCACGCGACCCCGAGAGCCGACGAGGAGGAUGGAGAAGACGGCCCAGGCCCUGCCCCCGCCCUGGGACCGCAGCCCUGACAGACUUCUGGGGGGGGCGGGACGGGGGCGGGAGAACCAUUGGAAGAGGGGACUGGAGCAGUGGGGGGCAUCAGGACAGCAGGGUUUACCCUGUCCUGCCCUGCUGUGGGAGGAGGAUCCCCUUCACCCACCAGCUGUGGGAAGCAUCCCACAGCUCCCACCAAUGAUCCCUGACCUUUGUUAGCGCUGAUGGAAGGAUCCCACUGCUAACACCAACAAUCCCUGAACCCACUUCGCCAGGUGCGGGAUCCACCACCGACGAGCCCUGAUCCCUGGGCUGGCUUGCGGCACCUGAGGAGGAGGGAUCCUGCGCCUGUCGCCAGCGCCGCCCCGCCCCCUUCUCUCCCCGUCCUGUGAGAAUUUCAACACUAGCGCGUCCUUCGCUCCCGGCCGGGCUGGCACGGGCCCCUCCCCCCAGUCCCUGCCACUCGAGGCAAGUUUUUGUUUUUAUAGGAAAAAAAGAGAAAAUCCUGGGGAAAAAAAAGCCCCUCCCUCCCCCACCCCGCGUCCUUUCUUUUAUACCAAGGUUAGAGCCGGUUUUACCAGCGUCUUGCGGUUUUGUGCGUUUCCUCCUUUUUCGUUGUGUGCAUGGAGCGUCCGGGCCGCGCGGUGCCCUGCCGGGCCGGGCCAGCAGGCGCUGGGGGGCAGCGGUCGCGGGCAGCUUUGGGAACGUUGCCCUGACGAUGGAUUAAAA
Chrysemys picta bellii (western painted turtle) is the source of this 1847-nucleotide messenger RNA. The record is from RefSeq and is a predicted model, not a curated record. NCBI's taxonomy places the organism in Eukaryota, Metazoa, Chordata, Testudines, Emydidae.